AUGGCCUCUGGACAGGAGGGAUCCAAUUCGAGCGGGAAUCUGACCAACCAGUUCAUGCAGCCGGCGUGGCGCAUCGCGCUGUGGUCGGUGGCUUACAGCGCCGUGCUCGCGGUGGCCGUCUGCGGGAACCUGGUGGUGAUUUGGAUCAUUCUGGCGCACAGGCGGAUGAGGACCGUGACCAACUAUUUCCUGCUGAACUUGGCCUUCUCUGACGUCUCCAUGGCUGCUUUCAACACGCUCAUCAACUUCAUCUACGCGGUUCAUGGAGAGUGGUACUUCGGAGAGGUGUACUGCAGGUUUCACAACUUCUUCCCGGUCGCCGCCGUGUUCGCCAGCAUCUACUCCAUGACGGCGAUAGCCACCGACAGGUACAUGGCCAUCGUCCACCCUCUGAAGCCUCGUCUGUCAGCCAAAGCCACCACGGGAGUUAUCGUCUGUAUCUGGAGUCUGGCUGUGGUUCUGGCCUUCCCUCUCUGCUACUUCUCCACAACCGUACAGCUGUCCCGCAGGACAGUCUGCUACGUGGCCUGGCCCCGCAAGGACAGCGACCACUUCAUGUAUCAUAUCAUAGUGGCAGUUCUUGUCUACGUGCUGCCUUUGGUGGUGAUGGGCAUCACUUACACCAUUGUGGGAUUGAAACUGUGGGGAGGGGAGAUCCCUGGAGACACAUCUGAUAACUAUCACGGACAGCUCAGAGCCAAACGGAAGGUGGUGAAGAUGAUGAUCAUCGUAGUGGUGACCUUUGCCCUCUGCUGGCUGCCCUAUCACGUCUACUUCAUUGUGAUGGCUCUCAACAUGCGUCUGAGCAAAUGGAAGUACAUCCAGCAGGUUUACCUCGCAGUGCUGUGGCUGGCAAUGAGCUCCACCAUGUACAACCCAGUCAUCUACUGCUGCCUCAACAGCAGGUUCCGGGCCGGUUUCAAGCUGGUUUUCCGCUGGUGUCCCUUUAUCCGGGUCUCGAGCUACGAUGAGCUAGAGCUCCAAAAUAAAAGACUUCGACCAGGUCAUCAGAGCAGCAUGUGCACCCUCUCUCGGGUCGACACCAGCAUCCUCAGCAAAGACAGGAGCACCUGUUCUCGUGGAAACAGGUCAAGACUCAACUCUGAACCCAAUAACAAAGACAGUUAG
Molecule: messenger RNA, 1128 nt
Organism: Xiphias gladius (swordfish)
Lineage: Eukaryota; Metazoa; Chordata; Actinopteri; Istiophoriformes; Xiphiidae
Gene: tacr3l
Product: tachykinin receptor 3-like
Exons: 5
Coding region: 1-1128 (375 amino acids)
Biological process (GO): G protein-coupled receptor signaling pathway; positive regulation of flagellated sperm motility
Cellular component (GO): plasma membrane; sperm midpiece
Molecular function (GO): tachykinin receptor activity
Source: RefSeq, a predicted model, not a curated record